AUGACGGUAUCUACUAUUGUGAAAAACAAAGACGUUAUUAAAUCGGCUAACGUUGCAAAGGGGAUGAAAUCUUUUACCAAACAAAGAUCAAGGACAUUAGAGCAUGUUGAAAAAUUGCUUUUGAUCUGGAUAACAGAAAAACAGUGUGCUGGUGAUAGCGUAUCGGAGGCAAUGAUUUGUGAAAAGGCAAAACUGAUGCAUGCUGAUCUUUUCAAAAACAAGGCAGGAAUGAGCCAAGAAAGUGAAGUGUUUAAAGCCAGCCAUGGCCGGUUUGAUAAUUUUAAGAUGAGGACUGGCAUUCACAGUGUUGUGAGGCACAGAGAGGGAGCCAGUGCUGAUAAAGAUGCCAGCAAUGAUUUUGUUACAGAGUUUGGGGAAUUUGUGGAGGCUGAGGGUUUUGUUCCCCAACAAAUUUUUAAUUGUGAUGAAACAGGCCUAUUUUGGAAGAAAAUGCCUAACAGGACCUAUAUUACACAAGAGGAGAAGGCAUUGCCAGGGCACAAGCCAGUGAAGGACAGGCUAACUCUGUUGUUCUGUGGCAAUGCAAGUGGGGACUGCAAACUGAAGCCUCUACUGAUCUACCACUCUGAAAACCAGAGGGCCUUUAAGAAACAUAACAUGCAGAAAACUCAGUUACCUGUGAUGUGGAAGUCAAACAGCAAGGCUUGGGUAACCAGAGAAUAUUUCAGUGAGUGGUUUAAUGUUGUAUUUGGGCCAAGUGUAAAAAGUUAUUUAGAGGAGAAAAACCUGCCUCUGAAGGCCCUCCUCAUAAUGGACAAUGCUCCAGCUCACCCUUCAAGCUUGCAGGACUAUGUGCUGCCGGAGUUAGACUUCAUCACUGUAAAGUUCCUCCCACCUAACACAACUCCUCUCAUUCAGGCCAUGGACCAGCAGGCCAUCAGUAAUUUCAAGAAACUCUACACUAAAGCACUAUUCCAGAGGUGCUUUGAAGUGAUCUCUGACACAGAAUUAACCCUGAGAGAGUUUUGGAAAGAUCACUUUACUAUCGUCCAUUGCAUAACUCUCAUUGACAAAGCCUGGCAGGAUGUUUCCUACAGAACAAUGAACUCUACUUGGAGGAAUUUGUGGCCAGAAGCAGUGACUGAAAGGGACUUUGAGGGCUUUGAGGCUGUGCCUGUACUGGAGGAUAUUGUCUCUCUGGGCAUGUCCAUGGGCCUGGAUGUGAGUGAUGGUGAUGUGGAGGAGUUAGUGGAGGGGCACAGGGAACAGCUGACCACUGAGGAGCUGCAGGAACUUGAGAAGGAGGAGCACAAGACUAAGGUGGAUGCACUCUCUUCAGGCUUGGAGGAGAAGGAGAUAAAGGAAGCUCCUACUUCAUUAAUCAAGGAAAUCGUUGCCAAAUGGAUGGAUGUCAAAAACUUUGCGAGAAGUACCACCCCAACAAAGCCCAAACAACCCAUAAUAGCAUUGUCUGGAAUGACCAGACAAUGUUACAUUUCUGAAACAUCCUGA
Messenger RNA from Erpetoichthys calabaricus (reedfish), 1473 nucleotides. Its product is annotated as tigger transposable element-derived protein 1-like. The transcript has a single exon. Gene Ontology annotation, molecular function: DNA binding. NCBI's taxonomy places the organism in Eukaryota, Metazoa, Chordata, Cladistia, Polypteriformes, Polypteridae. The record is from RefSeq and is a predicted model, not a curated record. Bases 1 to 1473 code for a protein of 490 amino acids. Gene Ontology annotation, cellular component: nucleus.